GCGCCCGCUGGAGUGGCCAAGAAGGCGCGCGAGGCCCACGAGAAGCUCGAGAAGGGCGGUGGCGGGUCUCACAAAGGGCAGGGUGGCGGAGUGGGGGGUGCCGACCUCACCGCAGCCAUCAUGGCCCUGCGCAAGGAGGUGGCCGAGCUCAAGAAGGGCCCUGGUCAGCCGCACCCGGCGCCGAAGCCCGAGGAGGCCGCGCCAGACGACGACCCUCUGCUCAUGCAGAUCGAGGUCCUGGAGGCGACGCUCGUCGGCUACAAGAAGGCCAAGAUCGAAGGGGAGCUCGUCACAGCCGUUGAGGCGCAGCUGGGGGCGCUGCGCAAGAAGCGGCUCGAGGCGAAGUCGCCCCAGAGCCAGGUCAUCUCCCUCAACGGGAAGCUCCUCCGCCUGCAGAGCAAGAAGGAGCGCCUCGAGAAGUCGAAGGUGGAGAAGGCAGAGGCAGUCAAGGAGGCCAGGGCCGCCUUGGACAAGUGCCUCGCCGAGGAAGCCGAGCUGGCGACCGACCUCGCCAGUGUCGAGCAGGCCAUCACGGCUGCCAACGCCGAGGUCACCUCGGCUGUCAAGCAAGUGGCCCAGGCAGGCAGCGGCGAGCCGGCCCUCGACGCCGCCCGGCAGGAGCAGAUCGUCUCGGAGGUGCUCGAGGGCAGCGCAGCCGGCAAGGCCUUGGGAGCUGGGGCUUCCAAGAUCCUCUCGGACCUGCUCGGCAAAGCGCUGGCCAAGGCUGCUCCGCCCGUGGCUCCUGUUGUUGCUGCUGGCUCUGUCGGAGGGAACGGAGGUGUCGCCGACCCCGCCGCCGACGAGGAAAUGCCAGAGAACUUCGACUCCGCGACCACUGACGCCCUGCUGGCCGCUGCUACGGGACCCGACGCCAAGCGGGCCCUUAUCACGGCCAUGGGGGAGCUCAACAUGGUCAAACGUGACGAGGCCGCGAUCAAGGAGACCAAGCCCAGCGGCGGGGUCGCCAUCCUGGCUCGCAAGCACCUGGACUUCUGGUGGGACCCGCUGGAGUCCUGCUUGGUCGAGGGCCGCAUCAGCGUGGCCUUUUUGCGUUUGCCCCACGUCGGGGCGCUGGCCUUGUCCACCGUGUACUUGGAGACGGGGGUCGGGCUCGACGGGAACGAGAUGGCCCUCCGCACGCUGGUCCACCACACCAGGGUGCAUCAGCUGCCCUGGCUGGCCGGGGGCGACUGGAAUCUGGAUCCUGAGAUGGUUGCUGGGUUCGCGGGUUUCAAUGCGGCGGGCACGCAGAUCAUUGCGCCUGCCGAGGCCACCUGCCAUGGAGGGCAGGACACGCACACUGUCCGCGACUUCUUCGUGGCUGGCGGGUGGCUUGGGCUGGCCUGUGCGCGCCCGACCGCUCGGCCAGAGCACCUGGUGCCCACCCACGACCUGGUCCAGCUCCCGCUCAAGGGCGUGGGGGAUUGGCCCACCGUGCGAGCGGCAGCCCGACCUCCUCCGCUGCCGGCGGAGAGGCCCGUGUGCCCACGCGGCGCGCCGCCCGACUGGGGGCCCACGAAUGCGGUGGUGCGCCAGGCAUUGCAGCGUGCCGAGUCCGACGCCCUCCCCAUGCCGCAACGGCAGGAGCUCGUCAACCAGGCGCAUGCGGCCUGGCUCCGCACAGCUCGGCAGGACUUCGGGGCCAUCGUGGACGUUGAGGCCCCGGGCAUGCAGCACUGGGGGGGCGCGCUGACCUUUGAGGACAUGCCCCUCGACAAGGCGCUGGCCACGCCCAAGAACCCGCGGAGGCGAGCCAGCGCAGGCAUGCGCUGGCUGGCCGGCCAGCUGAGGCAGCUGGCAGGGCGCCUGGGCGAGGUGCUGCGUGGCGACAAGCGCGCCCGCGCCGACGUGCUGGCCAACGCGGGGCGCUUGCGCGCUGGCUUGGCACGCGGCGGGCAGUUCGAGUACCAUUUCGCUCGGCAGCCGUGCUGGGCCGAAUGGGAGGCGCUCCUCGAGCACAUCGCUGGUGCGGUUCAGGCGGGGUGCCACGCCUGGGUUGGGACGGGGACCGCCGAGGUGCCUCGCCCGACGUUCGAGCUGCCGGGCCUGGCCCGAGACACCCCCCGGCAAGUCCAAGAUUUUCCAGAAAAUUCCCAGACUUCCCUGCCGGUGUCGGGGGCAGCCCAGGACGCCGCCGCGCCCCCCCUGCCGGCGGCAGAUUUCAGUAGUGACCUAAGGCAAGUUAGGUCACCUGUGGGCGGGGCGCCGGCCGUGGCCGCCGGGAGGGCCGCUGGAGCCGCUGCCCAGGCCCCCGGGGCUGCCGCCGCGGCCGCCGGAGCCGCCCUGGGCACCCCCAGGAGGCUCGAGCUCGCGCAUGCCGACCUCAGCGACGGCGCCGAGGGCGAGGAGGCGGGGACCGCCGAGGUGCCUCGCCCGACGUUCGAGCUGCCGGGCCAGGCCCUGCAUGGGGGUGCAGAGGCGAGGGUCGCCGACUACGCCCACCCCCGCGCUGGGGCGUGUACUCUGGACGGGGAGUUUGGCGAGACCCCUCUGGCGGAGUGUGGCCGGCUGUACCAUGCCGCGGUUCGGGUGCUGGCGGCCACGGCGGCCCGCCUGUGCAAGGAGUACCUCAUGGGCGUCAGGCGCGGCGGGGCCUCCUGGCGCGAGGCACUCGUGGAGGAUCUCGCCAAGGGCGCGCCGAUGCUGCACAAGUGGACGAAGGACCCAGGCAGCGGCGACCCCGAGCUGACCAAGCCGGGUGGCUUGGCCCACGAUCGGGCCGCGGACCCCGUCGCGCUGCUCGAGAAGUACCGCGCGGAGUGGCGCGGGCACUGGAACGGGCUCAGUCAGGAGGCUGCUGCCGAGCGCCUUACCUUCGUGCAGGGGGCGCUGGACGCGAUGGUGGCCGACGAAGGCCUGGGGCAUCAGCACCUCAGGGUUUCGGCCGAGGACGUCUCCAAGGCGGCGUCCCAGUUUAAGAAGG
Molecule: messenger RNA, 2923 nt
Organism: Prorocentrum cordatum
Lineage: Eukaryota; Dinophyceae; Prorocentrales; Prorocentraceae
Source: the annotation of a GenBank genome assembly